Chelmon rostratus (copperband butterflyfish) is the source of this 6336-nucleotide messenger RNA. It is a transcript of the gene cep85l, whose product is annotated as centrosomal protein 85, like. NCBI's taxonomy places the organism in Eukaryota, Metazoa, Chordata, Actinopteri, Chaetodontiformes, Chaetodontidae. Gene Ontology annotation, cellular component: centrosome. The transcript has 13 exons. The record is from RefSeq and is a predicted model, not a curated record. The coding region runs from base 312 to 2681 and encodes 789 amino acids.
UCGCGCCGCUCCGGCCUGUGUGAUGCUGUGUCGUGCUGGCAGGAGAGCGGAGAGCUGCGGAGGAGGAGUUAGUUCCGGUCCACACAGGACGUGGAGGCGUAAUUUAUAGGAAGGAGACCGUUAGCGGACAGAGAAUGUUUUUCACACCGAAGACUUUGCGCAGAGUGUUUGCGAUUUUCUGUGCUAAAAUGUCCUGAACAUGUAACAUGAAAGAGCAGGCGUAUUUACCGGCUUUGGCCUUGUUUUUUUCUCUUUUGUCCUCUGAUCGGGUUGAUUUUCCUGCUGUUCCAUAAAGCCCGCUAUCAUACAUAAUGUGGUACAGAAGUGACUUUGAAGACGGAUGCGACUCUAAUAAACCAGGCUCCAGUAGUGGUGGAUCUCCAGGAUGGGUCCCUGUCCAAGAAUCUGCCUGGCACAGCAGCCCCACUGGCCCUGGCAACAGUAUCUGUGGACGCCGACACAGCACGGUGUCUGACAGUGGAGACACUGGCAUUGGCACUUACUGCUCUGACAGUGUGGAAGAUGACUCCAAUUCCAGUACCACGCCUUUGUCUUUCCAGCAGCUGACCCAGCCUCACGUGGGCCAGGAUGAUGAUGGCAUCCCUAUUGUCCAUGUCAUGCCAUCCCCAUCUUCCUCGCCCUACACCAGUUUGAGAAUGCCAGCCUUGCCCAGCACUACAAGCCACUGGAGCAGGUCUUGCCAGCUGCCUACACUAGCCAUGUCUCCCCUGGGCGCACCAAGCUGUCUGGAUAUGAAAGACCAUCAGCCCAUCAGGAGGUGGUCCUCUCUCACCAAGUUGUCAUCUGGUGCUGAUAAGAGCUCCACAAGGACAUCAGGCAGUCAGUACAACCCAGGUUCACAAGGCUCGCUGGACAGAGGUCUGCUGUAUGGGUACAGAAAGGAACCCCUUAGUUCCAACAUGGACCUUUAUCUACCAUUAUCUUCCUCUAUGAUCUGCCAUAGCUUGCUGCAGCGCUCACCAGGUGCUGGCCCCUGCUACCGGUACAACCACAGCAGCAGAACCACUGGUUUGGAAACAGACCUGUCUCUUUCCUCAACUUUGUCUUCACCAGUAAAACAUAACAGUUUGGACAUGACCUACAGUGCUUUAACAGAAGCUAAACUGGCUCAGGGAGGUGCACAGGUUCAUAGCCUCAGCUUACCCAAACAAGCAGACUCACCUCUGGCUCAUCAAACUGACCGAGGCUCCCCCAUUCAGACUGCAGUCCGCACCCAGAUGUGGCUCACUGAGCAGAUGGAGUACAUGCCCAAAGUAGAGCGUGGAGGCAAACUUGGUCAGAUCAACACUGCUACUGGAACAGAGAGCUGUGGUGCAGAUGGGCUGUCCCCAUGGCAACAGGGACAUCAGCAGGAACCAGGACUUAACCAGAUGCUGAUGGGGACCCCCCUUCCUCUCAACACUCUGGUGAAGGUUAAAGAGGGGCUGCUUCGACAGAGAGAACUGGAGAUAGAUAGACAAAAGCAGCAGAUUUUGCAGCUGCAUGUCCGGAUCAGAGAGAACGAGCUCCGAGCACAGCAGGUCCUGCAGAGCCAGAGAGCAUGGUUUGAUGACCCCCACAUUCUAAAUAGCAAGGAAUCAUCGAUGAGAACACAGAGCAAACAGCCAUCCGAUGAAGAACUCGGUAGGAAGCUAGCAGUGGCUGAACUGGAAGUACUUCAUUUGAAUGAGUUCUUCAAGCAAGUCACACAGAAAUAUACAGAAGACAUCAGAAAACUGGAGGAAAAGAUAAAGACAAGGGAUCGCUACAUCAGUAGUCUGAAAAAGAAGUGUCAGAGAGAGAGCGAACAGAACCAAGAAAAACAGCAGCGCAUAGAGACUCUGGAGAAAUACCUGUCCGACCUGCCAACGCUGGACGAGGUCCAGACCCAGUCCCAGCAGCAGGAGGAGGUACAGCUGAAGGCCAAGGAUCUGGAGAAAACAAUGUGUCGGUUACAGAAGAGCCUAGAGGAAGGAUGUGCCCUGAUGAAGGAGAAGAACAUCAAGAUCGAGAUGCAGGCCAGGAGAGAGAAGGAGCUGAUUGCAUCUGUACACAGUCUGCAGAAGAAGGUGCAGCAGUGUUUGGAUGAUGGGGUGAGGUUGCCGAUGCAGGACCUGAAGCAGCUUGAGGUGGAAAACACUCAACUUCUGGAGCAGCAAGACCACAGCAGCAGGCUGAUUGAGCGUCAAAAAGAACAAAUUGAGAGACUGACCUCGCAGCUAACGGCCACCAGUACAAGACUGCAAAAGAAAAGAGGCCUUCCUCAUCAACAACAGUCUUAUCCGCUGGAAAAGGAGGAAAGCCUGGCCACCCCAUCCAGAGUCUUCCCACAGCAGCGGCAGGUGGAUGAAGGGCUGUUGGUGCAUCCUCUAUCCCAUGUGAAGAUACCAGAAGUGGGUCGGCUGCUGAAAGAGAUGUCUCUAUGUCUGCUGGACCUCCAGGCUCUCUGCAGCAUCCUGGCUCAGAGAGCGCAGGGGAAGGAGCCAAACCUGUCUCUGCUUCUAGGCAUGAAAUCGUUGAGUGUUUCAGUGGAGGAGAGUGACUGCAGAGUGGUGGUGGAAGAGGAACUGAGGUUCAAGCUGCUGGAGGUCAGCCAGCUGCGGAGAGAUGUUGACGAGCUGAGGAAAAGCGUCUCAGACCGCUAUGCUCAGUAUGUGGGUGACAGCUGUGUCUCCCAGUAACACCCAGCACCGUCCAGAUCUGAUGGCACUGCUCCAACCAAGUGUGUGUUUUAACUCUUUUAGUCUUAGUACUUCAAAGAUAACCACACAAAGAAUUGUGAGGUCCAUAAAGUGUGCGUCAUUUUCAGGUUUGUACAUGAUGGAUGACAGUGUAUCAUGUAGACCAAUCAUGUUGUUUGGCUUACGCCUAUAUGGAGCGCCUGGUCUUCACAUCUGUUGUGGACUCAAUUGGACUGCACCAGAGAUCGCCCAAAGCGUGCCUGUCAGACUUCUGGAAAAGAGAUGACAGUUAGAAAUGAAUGAAAAUGACUUAAUAAGCAAUAUGAAGUGUGCCAUUGUGCUGUUAAUCACGUGAUGUAUCAACCACAGGACUCUUUGGUAAUUAAUAGGCAGAUAAAACAUUCAGUAAUGACCCUUCAGGUGAUACGCAGCUGUUUGUCACACCAAAAGAGCAAGAGUUCAGGAGCUGCUCUAGAAGGGUUAUUUGAACAGUCAGAACAUGUAUUUGCCUCAUGGUGUCCAUUUGUCACUUUGAAUGCUUAUUGUUUCCUGUUACUCUGGGGUAAAGCAAGUCUUGCAGCCAAAGAUGCUGAGAGAGCAAACUGAAACAGCACAUGCACUUUUUGGUAGGUAGACAGGGCAGUCAGGGGAGAAUGGAGAAAAGACCUGGAGGAUCGAGGAAGUACUGCCUCAAGAACCUUGAAUAUAGUUUUGGAAAUUGUUGAGACAGAAUUGUUACACCUGUUACUGACAAGACAGAUGUAUGUCACAAUAAACCAACGGUUUUAUUGAAAAUUAAUGAAAUGUGCAGCGCUGGAGCUGGUGUGCGAGGCGGAAUUUUAAUAGUUUCAGAUGUGUAAAUUUUUGCGACCAAUAAGGGGAAUAAAAAUGGUAUAUUAUAACAAUUAUAGCUUAAAAAGGAAAAAAGGGGCCUUAAUGCAAGAUCUAAAUCUGUAAGUGACCCCUAAAAUACCUAAAACUGUCAGUCCAACAUAAUCUACGCAAAACUGAGCUGAGGCUCCCUGUGGAGAGGCAGACUACACUGAGGGGUGCCCUGGGGUGCAACACAGCAAUCGUCACAGCAAAAAUGGUGCAAUCAACAUUGCUUUUACUCACAUGCAUGAAGUGUAAGGACAUCACCAUGGCUGCCCAGCCUCCCCUACAGCACUGACAGAGUCAAACAAAUCCUGUGUAUAACAGCACAGGUGAAAAGAAUGAUCAAUACAUGUAACACCAAACAAUACCAGCCACAACAGAGAGGGAGCAUUCCUCUUCUGAUGUAAUGGUGGAUCACAACCCAGCCUAUAGAGGAGCAUACUGCCACCUACUGUACUGGAGUGUGUAACAUCAGGGCUUUGCAUACUGCAGGUUAGAGAAAGAGGGGAAAAUACCCUAUAUCUAAUCUUCUGUCUCUUUAGGAAAGAUAAAGAGAACCUUACUGUUCCUCACUCUGAACUGUAUUUUGUACCAUACACCGCUAAUCAAUACAUUAUUGUGUUAAGGCCUCAAAAAAUCCAGUAGUGAUUGUAAUCAUGAUUCCUCCAUAUAGAUUUCUCAUCAAACUCAUAAUCCUACGUAUUUGAACCCUGUUACACCUUCCGUACUCUUAUCUUUUAAGCCUUCUCUGCCUGGUAAAGAACAUGCACCAUUACUUUGCAACUGACAUCUUUUAACCAUCAGUAUUAUGUUUUUAUGAUGAAUUAACAGUUGACAGUUCAACAUUUUUCCCUCUUUUCUGUGUGGCCCCAUCAUCUGUUUAAAGCAGUGACCCAAUGUCUCUGCCAGCAUUCAUAGAAAUAUAGUUUAUCGUAGUGUUAAACAGAAUAUGGCUAUCAAAACUGAAACAUCUCCCACUUAAGUACAGAAUGUCCAAUUAGAUGGAAAUCUAAAACUAGUUUUACAACCUUCAGCCAAACACCCAUUUUAUCCAUUUUAACCAGUAGUCCUCCUCUCCACAGUGAGCCAUACGCUUUAUUGAUAUCAAAAUACAAUCUAACCAUGAACUCUUUCAUACUAACUGCUUUUUCUGCCUCAUUUCUAACUGUCACUAAAGCAUCCACCAUAGAUCAUCCUUUACAUAAUCCACUCUGAUGUGUGUUUAACAAUCCUCUUUGUUCUAAAUAGUAUGACAAUCAACAGAUAAAUUAUCUUUUCCAUCCAUUUGCACAAGUGAGACAUUGUAGGCCUGUAGUGUCCUGCAUUAGCUGGAUCUUUAGGCUAAUCAAAAGGUGGUAUCAGUCCAACAGCUUAGCCACCUUGUCUCCAUAUCGUAUUAAACUGUUUUAAUAUAUUUUAAGAUUUUAUCUAGUGGUUGUCUAAACAUAGCAUAGCUGGUCUGGAGCUGUUUGCCCACAUCCUUUCAAAGCCUGUUUCAUCUUGUGUAACGUGAAAUCCAUUUCAAGCGUUGAACCAUCACUAUCCUUUUUCCUUGUUAGAUCUAUAUCUCCAUUGUUUAUGUAUUUCAUCUAGGUGACUUCCACUAUGCAGACACCUGCAGACUUCUUACCCAGUAGCUUUCUAUUUAUUUGUAAUUGCCAGAUAUUCUCCAUCUAUCAGCACUGGGAUUUUAACAGAUUUUCUUUUCCAACUCGUCCUCUAAUUCAUUGACCUAAUUCAUUAAUUCACCCAAUUUUAUUUCUCUUCUAAUGGAACAGAACUGCCUCCAUGCUGUCUUCUUGGGAGACUUCAUUAUUUUCCAUAUCAUAGUUCUUAUUUUGCUGAUUAACAACUCUUGACUUUCUUAAUAUUUUGAAUGCACGAUUUCUGUCUCAUAGCAUCUUUACAUUCAGCGUUCCAAUGAGGAACCAUUUUCUUUUUCCCAUUCACUGUGCUCCUAUGAUGCAGCACUAUUGAUCAUGGAAGUCACUGCUCCUGCAAAGCUAUCUACAUCACCCUCCAUCAAUGUUCCAUCAGAGGGCUCAAGACAACAAUCUGCACAUACAGUACAUAUAAAAAUUCAUAGACUAUAAUAUUGGAAAGUGAAUUCUCCAUAUGUUAAUGUCAGUCUUUACACUUCACUCACAUCUCACUCUUAGUCCUGUUUUAAUUUGUAGAGUCCUCCUUUUACUUCCUGGAUUAUCUCAUCGCCCUUCUUUUUUAAAUGUUUUGUUUAAAUAUCACUCCAUUCAGUUUGCUCAUACUGCUUCCUCUCACUGGGUCUUGUAACCUUUACUCUUUUGCCCCUGUCAUCCACUGUCAUCCACUCUUACCCGUCCUCUUUCUAGUUUCCUCCUGCUGUGACAUACUAUUGCUAUUUCCAUCAGCUUCAGCUCUGCUCAGCAGCGCAGGGCUAACAUGUUAGUAACCUGCACUGGGGCAACAUGUGCGACCAGACAAGUCAGAGAAUACACGAACAAACUUGAUUUGUCAAAUAUAUUUUUGUCUGCAUGAUUGAAUGAAUUUGUGACAUUUAUGUGCUCUAACCCAGCCAUGACAACCAAAGUGUCUGUUUUGGUUGCUGUAGUUGGUGUGUUCAGUCCGCCUGUGGAUGAUUUAAUAAGUCACUGGAUGGCUUGUUCCUCUGUAUAAGAAAUUAUGCUUUGUUUGACAUUCUUUUAGUUUUUACUGCCAAAAUCUAUUAAUGUUUAUAUGUUUAUAUGCAGUGAUGUUCCUAAAUGCUUUUUGUCUUUUGUUAUAUGGACGUUUGAUCUCAUUU